This is a messenger RNA of Penicillium atrosanguineum, 609 nucleotides long. RefSeq names its product lumazine synthase RIB4. Bases 1 to 609 code for a protein of 202 amino acids. The record is from RefSeq and is a predicted model, not a curated record. Gene Ontology annotation, biological process: riboflavin biosynthetic process. Gene Ontology annotation, cellular component: riboflavin synthase complex; intracellular anatomical structure; mitochondrial intermembrane space. The transcript is spliced from 3 exons. Lineage: Eukaryota; Fungi; Ascomycota; Eurotiomycetes; Eurotiales; Aspergillaceae. Gene Ontology annotation, molecular function: 6,7-dimethyl-8-ribityllumazine synthase activity.
AUGACUACUAUCAAAGGUCCUGGGGCUGCCCAGAGCCUUGACGGCUCUGGGUUGCGAAUUGCAAUUGUCCAUGCGAGAUGGAACACCGCAAUCAUCGACUCCCUUGUUUCCGGAGCUAAGAAGAGCUUGCUGGCAGCCGGCGUGACCGAGGAGAACAUCACUGUCCAGACGGUCCCCGGUAGCUACGAGCUGCCUAUCGGCGUGCAGCGGCUUUACGCCGCCUCUCAGGUCCAAGCGAGCUCGUCCGGCGAAGGCAUCAGUGCCACCGACCUCUUGUCAUCCUCGACCACCGAUCUUAAGUCUACGUCUCAAUCUACUAGCCCUAAAAAGCCCUUUGAUGCCAUCAUUGCUAUCGGUGUGCUGAUCAAGGGUGCCACGAUGCACUUUGAAUACAUUGCCGAUGCCGUCAGCCAUGGGCUGAUGCGGGUUCAGCUGGAUACGGGCGUGCCGGUGAUCUUUGGACUGUUGACCGUUUUGACCGAGGAACAAGGUCUGGAGCGGGCCGGACUUGGCAACAGUGGGAUGCACAACCACGGUGAGGAUUGGGGAAGCGCUGCAGUGGAGUUGGGUGUGAAGCGGCGAGAGUGGUCGGAAGGGACGAUUGUGUAG